Messenger RNA from Funneliformis geosporum, 432 nucleotides. The record is from the annotation of a GenBank genome assembly. NCBI's taxonomy places the organism in Eukaryota, Fungi, Glomeromycota, Glomeromycetes, Glomerales, Glomeraceae.
AUGCUUGUAAACCGAUAUUGUGCAAGAACUUUAUUGUCCUGUUCGUUAAUAUUGACUCAACUACCUCGGUUAUUCACUACAACUUCCGCCACUUUAACAAUGUCUCAAGAUUCGGUGACGGCUCGUGUCGUCUUUGUCACAUGCCCGGACGAGGCUGUGGCGAAGAGAUUAUCAAGAGGUUUGGUUGAAGGAAAGCUCGCCGCUUGUGUCAAUGUUAUCCAUGGGAUAACCUCACUUUAUUGGUGGGAUGGAAAAAUUGAAGAGACCACGGAGCAAAUGCUCGUAAUCAAAACUGAAGAAAAACAUGUUCGUGAACUUACAGAUUAUGUCAAUAAGAAACAUGGCUAUGAGGUCCCAGAGGUUAUUUCAAUCAAGAUUGAUAAAGGAAGUACCAGAUAUCUUGAUUGGAUCAAAGAUAGUGUGAAGCCUUAA